AAAAUUGAAAAUAAGUUAUGCUUAUUUUAACAGUGUGCAAGAGGACUUUUGCUAAUCGCUGUAAAAAUAUCUUAAGAAUUACUAUUUUCGUUACUAUUACUAGAACAUCUGUGUAGCUUUGCACUGAAUUCUAGAGGGAAGUUGAAAGGGGUGUGCGUGUGUGUGUGUGUGUGUGUGUGUGUGAAGUUAAUGUUAUCCUGUUAUAUCUUGCUUUAAAAAUAUAAAUAUUUUUAGAGCAACACUUCCAGCAUGGUUCAAGGGACAGGAAACAGUCAACCAAAGCCCUCAAAUAUGUUAACAAAUGCUAUUAAAUGAAUCAACCAACAAGUUGUUUUAAACAAAUGCAGUCCAGAAAAAUUGAAUGGACUAAUCUCUGAUUUAUCAGUACACUUCUUGUAUCUAAAACAAGAGCUGCAAAGUGUAGAGCUCUCUGAACAAUUUUUUUGGAGGGGAGGAGGUAAGGAUGGCAACAUUUGCACCAUGCUGCGUUCAUUUAGAUGUGUUGUUAUGCAGUAGAUCCAAAUAGAACUUGUGAAACUCAGUCUCUCAGAAUUCCACACGCCAAGGUCAUGUGCAUUUCAAAGUUGAGGGCUAUUUGUUCUGCUGCUGACUAGUGAAUGUCAUCGCCUUCCAGCCCCCUCAGGUUAGAGGUGAAAAGUGAUAAAGAUGUUGAAGUGCUGGUCAGCUGUUCUGGUUCUUGGACUCGUUUUGCUGAAGUCAGAAGGAAGGCCAACCAAGGAAGCAGUAUACGGCCUUAAGUCCUAUCAGCCUCUCAUAAGAUUGCGACAUAAGCAGGAGAAAAGUCAAGAAAGUUCAAGAAUCAAAGGGUUUCUAAUUCAGGAUGUCCCUUUUGGAUCUUGUGAAAAUAAGUACUGUGGCUUGGGAAGACACUGUCUGAUGAGCAGAGAGACAGGCCAAGCUGAGUGCACCUGCAUGGACGUUUGCAAACGACACUAUAAACCUGUGUGUGGGUCUGAUGGAGAAUUCUAUGAAAACCACUGUGAAGUUCACAGAGCCGCUUGUCUGAAACAACAAAAGAUUACCAUUGUUCACAACGAAGACUGUUUCUUUAAAGGUGAUAACUGCAAGACCACUGAAUACAGCAAGAUGAAAAGCAUGCUUUUAGACUUACAAAAUCAAAAAUAUAUUACACAAGAAAAUGAAAAUCCUAAUGGUGAUGACAUAUUUCGGAAGAAGCUAUUGGUGGAUCAAAUGUUUAAAUAUUUUGAUACAGACAAUAAUGGACUUGUAGAUAUUAAUGAACUAACUCAGGUGAUAAAGCGAGAUGAACUUGGGAAGGACCCUUCUGAUUGUACUUUGUAUGAUCUACUGAAAUUUGAUGAUUUUAAUGCUGACAAGCACAUGGCUCUUGAAGAAUUUUAUAGAGCAUUCCAGGUGAUCCAGUUGAGUCUUCCUGAGGACCAGAAGCUAAGCAUUACUGCAGCGACUGUGGGACAGAGUGCUGUCCUGAGCUGUGCCAUCCAGGGAGCCUUGAGACCACCGAUUGUCUGGAAAAGGAACAAUAUCGUGCUAAAUAAUUUAGACUUGGAAGACAUCAAUGACUUUGGAGAUGAUGGGUCCUUGUAUAUCACGAAGGUGACUACAACUCACAUGGGCAAUUACACUUGCUACGCACAAGGCUAUGAAGAAAUCUAUCAGAUUCACAUCUUCCAGGUGAAUGUUCCUCCUGUCAUCCGGGUGUAUCCAGAGAGCCAGGCCAGAGAGCCCGGGGUAACCGCCAGUCUCAGGUGUCAUGCAGAAGGCAUCCCCAACCCUCAGCUUGGCUGGCUGAAGAACGGAAUUGAUAUUACACCAAAGCUUUCCAAGCAGCUCACGCUUCAAGCAAAUGGAAGUGAGGUCCACAUAAGCAAUGUUCGCUAUGAAGAUACGGGAGCAUACACUUGCAUUGCGAAGAACGAAGCCGGAGUGGAUGAAGACAUCUCCUCUCUUUUUGUAGAAGAUUCCGCCAGAAAAACCCUAGCUAACAUAUUAUGGAGAGAAGAAGGUCUGGGAAUUGGGAACAUGUUCUAUGUUUUUUAUGAAGAUGGAAUCAAAGUGAUACAACCCAUAGAAUGUGAAUUUCAGAGGCAUAUUAAGCCUAGUGAAAAGCUCCUUGGAUUUCAGGAUGAAGUGUGUCCCAAAGCAGAGGGGGAUGAAGUCCAAAAGUGUGUGUGGGCCUCAGCUGUGAACGUCAAAGACAAGUUCAUUUAUGUUGCACAGCCCACUUUGGACAGAGUUCUUAUUGUUGAUGUGCAGUCCCAAAAAGUUGUGCAGGCAGUGAGCACAGACCCUGUCCCAGUUAAACUGCACUACGACAAAUCACACGACCAGGUCUGGGUGCACAGCUGGGGCUCCAUGGAUAAGGCAUCACCCACACUGCAGGUAAUAACCCAGGCCAGUGGGAAUAUUCCUCACCACACCAUCCACACCCAGCCAGUGGGAAAGCAGUUCGACAGAGUUGAUGAUUUUUUCAUUCCCACCACAACACUCAUUAUCACACAUAUGAGGUUUGGAUUUAUUCUUCAUAAAGAUGAAGCUGCAUUACAAAAAAUUGACCUUGAAACCAUGUCCUACAUCAAGACAAUUAACUUGAAGGACUAUAAGUGCGUCCCUCAAUCGUUGGCUUACACACACUUGGGAGGGUACUACUUUGUUGGUUGCACACCUGACAGCACUGGAGCAGUGCCACCGCAGCUCAUGGUGGACGGUGUAACCGACUCAGUCAUUGGGUUCAAUAGUGAUGUGACGGGCACUCCGUAUGUCUCUCCAGACGGCCACUACCUUGUCAGCAUUAAUGAUGUCAAAGGUCUUGUGAGAGUCCAGUACAUUACCAUCAGAGGAGAAAUACAGGAGGCCUUUGAUAUCCACACCAACCUGCACAUAUCUGAUCUGGCCUUCCAGCCGUCCUUCACAGAAGCCCACCAGUACAACAUCUACGGUAGUUCCAGCACGCAAACGGAUGUACUGUUUGUGGAGCUCUCCUCUGGGAAAGUCAAGAUGAUAAAGAGCCUGAAGGAACCGCUCAGAGCAGAAGAGUGGCCCUGGAGCCGGAAGAACAGGCGGAUCCAGGACAGUGGCUUGUUUGGUCAGUACCUGAUGACUCCUUCCAAGGACUCUCUCUUCAUCCUAGAUGGACGACUCAAUAAGUUAAACUGUGAGAUCACUGAGGUUGAGAAAGGAAAUACGGUCGUUUGGGUUGGAGAUGCCUAAGAGCCCGAUAGGAUUGCUGAGUGAAGAGUUUUACAGUACAUUGCACUUAACCCAUUGUUUAAAUUUACAGCUUAACUUUCAAAGGUCCUAUACUAGUCAAGCAUAAUUUACUUGAUUGGCCUGAAUUGAAAAAAAAUAUUUUUAAGAAAGACAUGUAUGCUUCAUAAUAUUGGUUGACUAGAAAUGCAUAACACAAUAAUGAAUGAGAAUCACAAGAUUCAACUAUACAAUUAUGUUUAGAACCAGUAAAAUAGCAUUUUAAAUUCUUUAAAAAAUAACCAAACUGCAGGGAAUUUCAGAUGACUAAACAUGAUUUCAUUUUGAGGGCAAUUUAUCUUUUUUUUCCCUCUGUCCUUUUGGUAUGCUUAACUUAGGAACAAAAGGCGUUGUGAAACCUUAAAAUUCUUAAUUCAAAAUGUUUGUCCCGUCCACUGUUUAUAAUCUUUUGUGCCUUGAAGGGAAUGUCACAGGAGGAAAAGGAAGGCUAAAAGCUGUACAUUGAACACUCUCAUACGUAUAUAACUCUUGUCAUUAAAAAAUAUUUAAUAUCUCUUGCACCAAAACAUGCUUUCAGUCAUUGAUUUAAUCCUCAAUGAAAUAUCGUUUGAAGGCAUGAGUUGACUUUAGGUGGCAAACUAGUUGAGGUUUACCGUAUGAUCUGCAGCAUGCUAUAGCAAAUGUGAAGGAAGAAAGGGAAAAUAAUUAUGGUGAAAAUGUUCGCAAUGCGUUAUCUACUCAUUUUAUUUCAAUCACUGGAGUGCAUUAUAUUUGUAACGCAAAUUUACCUGGGAUGUCAACUGCUUACUAAUGUUUCCUUUGUUAUUAAAAUAGAUUCCUUUCAUGCAGCCCUGUGUUGUAGCACUAGGAUUGCAUCAUCCAGAAUUUUCAGUUCAAAAAAAGAAAAAGAAUUUACCUGUGUCUGCUUAGAAUGAACCACCUAGAGGGAAAAUAACAUGGGGGAGAAAAAACCAGCUAGAGAACUGGUAAGGCAUAGUGGCUUCGGAGAAUUGGGGAUAGAAGCUAGGGCUUAAGUAGUAGCUUUAAACUGGUGAGUUAAGAUGUACUUCUGCAUUGCUUCUGCUACUGAAAUGCAGCCCAUCAAAGCCCAUCCCGGCUAACAGUUUCCCUAAAUGAUUUCUUCUAUUCUACUCCUAUAUAAUCCUUAAAUGAUCUCUCUUUCAUGGUGUAUGUAGUUUGAAACCUAACUAAUCCUCUUAUUUGAGACACUGCAGAGCAGUUAAACUCAAUGCUUCUUUUUUAUUUUAAAUGAGAAAGGGUCAGUUGAAGUAGAUUAAAACUAGGUGAGUUGGUUUGUUGAAAUAAGCAGAUAAUUAUCAAAGUUUAAAAUAAUAGCUGACAUGUUUUGAGAAUCUUUUUACUUAUUUUUGUUUUUAUUGUUGCUAAAAAUGUUAAUGGGCUGUUGAAAUGACCUCCGUUUCUGGAAGGUAAUCCAAUAAGGUCUUUUUUAAAUAAAAAUUUUACUCAAGUUUAAAUUGUGUAAAACUGCUUAGAAACCUGGAAUUUUAUAGUGUGUAAUAUCUUAUGUGUAUAUAGCAUCCUGAGUUGUGUUGUACAGUAGAUUUGUUCUUAGCUUAAGGAAACAUUAUGGGAGGUAGAUUUAAUAAACCACAAAAAUCAGAUCAUGUUUCUACUUAAUAAUCUGCUUACUUUUAGUAAUUCUGUCCCUUGUGAACAUGAACCAUAUAAUGUGUCUUUGACUUAAUGAUUUAGUAUAAGUCUGUCACACACAUUUUCUUUGGUAGCUUACACCAUGUGGAUGCUCUGUCUGUAGACAUUGCUUGUUAAAAAUAUAAUAAAUCUCUUAAAUUUUAA
This is a messenger RNA of Oryctolagus cuniculus (rabbit), 5043 nucleotides long. RefSeq names its product follistatin like 5 (gene FSTL5). Gene Ontology annotation, biological process: regulation of BMP signaling pathway; multicellular organism development; cell differentiation. Gene Ontology annotation, cellular component: extracellular region. NCBI's taxonomy places the organism in Eukaryota, Metazoa, Chordata, Mammalia, Lagomorpha, Leporidae. Gene Ontology annotation, molecular function: calcium ion binding; protein binding. The record is from RefSeq and is a predicted model, not a curated record.